Pungitius pungitius (ninespine stickleback) is the source of this 2653-nucleotide messenger RNA. It is a transcript of the gene lmcd1, whose product is annotated as LIM and cysteine-rich domains 1. Gene Ontology annotation, molecular function: zinc ion binding. The transcript is spliced from 8 exons. Lineage: Eukaryota; Metazoa; Chordata; Actinopteri; Perciformes; Gasterosteidae. The record is from RefSeq and is a predicted model, not a curated record. The coding region runs from base 559 to 1611 and encodes 350 amino acids.
CUCCCUCCGGUCUUUGUCUCGGAUCAAGAACACAAACCGUCCAGUCAGACCUCGCUGCACCAGGUAGCGGCCAAUCUGCUGAGGACAAGGACUGAGUUCACAGCCUGGUCUGCUGCAGAAAGCCAUCUGUUUUAAAGAAACGUAAAUGUGCCUAAUUAUUGCCAGCCUGCUGCAACAUGGUCCACAGCUGUAGCAGAGGAGGAACCCAAUAUUUAGCAAAGCAGAGUCAGAAAGAGAAACAGAGGUGAGCUGUUCAGUGUUUGAUCAAAACCAAGAGAUUAAGAAACCUGUUGGCAACAAGACAGAACAAAACUACAGCUGAGAAGAAAAGAGGGCAGAGCCGAGGAAGAGAAAGCGAGAGUGAAAAGAAGCCAGCGGAGGUUUCUGUGCAGCGGUGAGCCGAAGGUCCAGACAGUUUGGAUCGCAGCGGGCCGUGCAGAGCGGCGGCCGCGGCGCCUGUGGGCGGGGAGGAGGGAGGAAGUGUGGUCGACGGGGGAGGAAUUCAAGCCCCAUUGUUCCGGACCAGCGGCGGCACAGCGGGCCGAGGAGCCGGACAACAUGGACGAGGUGUCCGUGAAGCCGAGGGCUGGAGGUGCGGCGGCGUGUCGCGUUUGUGAGGAGAACUGCUCUGGAUUCCAGCCGCAUUCUUGGAGGAAAGCGUGCGUCUCCUGCGGCUGCAGCGCGGCCGACCACCCCCCGGGGGGGGGCGACGAGGACGACCAGCGGAUGGGACGCCUGCUGGCGGACUCGCCCUGCGCCCAUCUGACGGCCAAGGUCAAAGGGGGCGGCGGCCUCCGCGUCUACAAGAGGAACCGCAUGAUCGUGACCAACCCGGUGGUGUCCCGCAAAGACCCCACCUUCAACACCACCACGUACGAGUGGGCGCCGGCCGGCCUGGCCCAGACGCUGGCCAUGCAGUACAUGGAGCUGAUCCCGCAGGCACAACGUCCCGUCUCUGGGACGGGUGGAGCGCUGGAGCGACGGAGGCAACUCUUUGGUCAGCUCCCUGCCUACGAUCAGGACCCCAUGAAGUGCCAGAGCCUGGCCAGCGAGGAGGAGAUUGCCUCCAUGCUGCUGUUUGUGAAGAGCUACAAACAGGAGGUGCUUGGAGUCGGGGAGGUGGCCUUACCCGGGGAGGGCCGAGCUCUGAGCGAAGCGGCCUCCCAGAGGACGGCGAAGGACGCCAAGGACGGAGGCGACGGCGACGGGAAGGAUGCUCCGAGGCAGCAGGACUCCUCCGCUGCCGCCUCCACUAACGGAACCGAGGACGGGAACGGACAUCGCUGCACCGGUUGCCACGGUGAGGUUGCCAAGGAGACUCCGGCUGUCUACGCCGAGCGCGCGGGUUACCACGGCGCCCUGUGGCAUCCCGCCUGCUUCGCGUGCUCAGAGUGCGGCCAGGCUCUGGUGGACCUGGUCUACUUCUGGUCCGGUCAGAAGCUGUUCUGCGGACGACACUUCUGUCAGACCGUCUGGCCGCGGUGCUCCGGCUGCGACGAGCUGAUCUUCUGUCAGUCCUUCCGCACGGCGAAGGACGGCCGCACCUGGCAUCACCAACACUACUGCUGCUGGCGGUGUGGGCGGAGCCUGGACACGCCCUGUCAGCACUGAGGCCAGCCGGAGGGGGGGGAAAGCACAUCCGAUGUCGUGUGUCGUUGGUUUGCUCGUUUUGAAUCAAGUAGAGAAAUAAGUGUAGCUUCAAAUCUUUGGACGCGUGUGCAGCGAUGGAGUCGACGAUGGCGUCAGGGGUUCUCCUGGUUCUCCUGGUUCUCCUGGUUCUUUCGUGUUUUGGCCUUCGAGCCUCCUUAAGGCCGUGGAAACACACAAUAAAAAAAACGUUAUACCAGACAAAUGAGGCUGAAAGUUUAAUGCAGAUGUGACAUUAACAACUUAAAACGCGUUAAACCAGAAGUCCAGUUGAUAUUUGGAUGUUCAUAUUAAUUAAUACUAAAGACAUCUAGUGGACGUUGAAGUGUUUUAAGACUUACUGGUGCUUGAGGUACUCAAGCAAAUGUUAACUUGACAGAAGAGUGUGUAAAGUACUUAAACAAACAUUGGUUAAUUAUAAAAGAUCUUCCCUUGAUGGAUUCAGAUCCAACCAGCAGACAAAGGACCGAGCAGCUCUGGGUGGGUUUUGGGGAACUUGAAUUUCCGACUUUGUCGCUCUUUUUAAAUCUUGGUUCACAAAUACGUGGAUUACGUACAAGUUGCUUCAUUUGUGUUAUAUAGUUAAUUUAGGGUAUAGGUAUAUUAUGGGUAUAGAUAGAGAAGCGAGAUGCUAACCGCUAGCCUAGCUUAGCUCAGUCAAUCAUUAAAUAGCACGCGAUUAAUCUGGUUUAAAUAAGAAACAAGUUUAUGCUUUUGGAGAAUAAAUUAAAUAGUUUAAUACUAUGUUCAGAGAUGUCAUAACUCACAGAUAACAACAAGCAUCCCAGCCAAAGACUGAGGGGUUUUGUCAGUAAUCCUGGACACAGUGAUUUGAUGCUCUAUAUGUGAGUUAUUUUAUUACAUUGUGGGAUAAAACACAUAUCGGAUAACUGCGUUCCACAGUGAACAGUUAAAUGAAAUCGUACGGUUUUAAUUCACAAGUGAUGUUGUUAAAGAGAUUUCUUUGCUUCUCGUGUUUUGACAGCUGAUAGAAUAAAAGUCACUU